Molecule: messenger RNA, 1256 nt
Organism: Terrapene triunguis (Three-toed box turtle)
Lineage: Eukaryota; Metazoa; Chordata; Testudines; Emydidae
Product: mitochondrial-processing peptidase subunit beta
Exons: 9
Coding region: 17-1174 (385 amino acids)
Cellular component (GO): mitochondrion
Molecular function (GO): metal ion binding; metalloendopeptidase activity
Source: RefSeq, a predicted model, not a curated record
CCGGCUCUUCUCUAAGAUGGCGGCGGCGCUGAGUGCAGGCUGCCUGGCGGCCCGACGGCUCCUCUGGGCCGGGUCUGGCCGCCGCCUUGUGCGGGGCUCAGCUCCAGCGAGCCGGUCCAUACAACUUGGGACAAGCAGAUUCAGGGCCACCAAGGCAGCAACGCAAAUAGUUUUAAAUGUUCCUGAGACUAAAGUGUCUUCUCUGGAAAAUGGCCUGAGAGUAGCUUCUGAAGAUUCUGGACUCUCAACAUGCACAGUUGGUCUUUGGAUUGAUGCUGGAAGCAGGUAUGAAAAUGAGAAGAACAACGGAACAGCUCACUUUCUGGAGCAUAUGGCUUUCAAGGGGACAAAAAAGAGGUCUCAAUUAGACCUGGAACUAGAGAUUGAAAACAUGGGAGCUCAUCUUAAUGCCUACACAUCCAGAGAACAAACUGUGUAUUAUGCAAAGGCUUUCUCAAAGGACUUGCCAAGAGCUGUGGAGAUUCUUGCUGACAUCAUACAGAACAGUACACUGGGGGAAGCAGAGAUCGAGCGGGAGCGAGGAGUUAUCCUUCGAGAGAUGCAGGAAGUUGAAACCAAUUUGCAGGAAGUUGUCUUUGAUUAUCUUCAUGCCACAGCCUAUCAGAACACUACACUGGGACGGACAAUAUUAGGCCCCACCGAAAACAUCAAAUCCAUAAAUCGUAAUGACUUGGUGGAGUACAUAACAACACAUUAUAAAGGACCCAGGAUAGUGCUGGCUGCUGCUGGAGGAGUCUCUCAUGAUGAAUUGCUUGAUUUAGCAAAUUAUCAUUUUGGUAACUUACCGUCUACUCAGGAAGGAGGAAUGCCAGCCCUACCCCCUUGCAAAUUCACAGGUAGUGAGAUUCGUAUAAGAGAUGACAAGAUGCCUUUGGCACAUAUCGCAAUAGCUGUCGAAGCAGUUGGCUGGUCUCACCCAGAUACAAUUCCCCUUAUGGUAGCAAAUACUCUGAUAGGCAACUGGGAUCGUUCCUUUGGAGGAGGUGUGAAUUUAUCCAGCAAGCUUGCCCAGAUCACUUGCCAUGGCAACCUGUGUCAUAGCUUCCAGUCUUUCAACACCUGUUACACUGAUACUGGACUGUGGGGGCUCUACAUGGUUUGUGAACAAUCCACUGUACAGGAUAUGAUGCACUUCGUUCAAAGAGAGUGGUAAGAAAAUGCAUGUUUCUCCAAGUAGCUAGUUUUGGGUUGAGGACUGGCUAUUUAAAAAUAGCAGCUUCAUCAAAAAAGUGUUC